CGCGGGGAUGGAGCAACCGCCGGCGGCGCGCGCGGGGCCUCGGCUCGGCUCGGCCGGUCUUUCUCCUCUACAAAGAAGCUUUGUUGCCAAGUUUUACACUGAAAAUGACCUAUGCUACUGACUGCAGCUGUCAGCACAUGUAGAAGCAUUCAUAUAUCUCCUUCCCUCCCCUGAUUUUCUUGUUUCCUGUGGAAUUUAUACUUCCGAGUAUUUUUAAAAUUAAACUCAGUUGAAGACAUUUGGAUUACAACUGUGAGCAUAUCUAUGCAAAGAGUCAAGCCUGCCUGAGCAAUUUUGAGUUUUGUUCAGUGGAGGGACUGCUGUAUGUCAGCCAUGCUAAAGGGCAAGUGAUGGAGAUAAGCAUGAGAUCACCGUGGCACAGCUGCAUGUGUAGUCACUCUUGAAGCAAUUGCACACCUAAUUGGCUGACAAUCUUGGCAUUUUUAAAAUAAACACAGCCUUUUAAAGACAGGGGACGUAUUUAUGUAUGAAUAGUCAAGUAGACCUGUUGGGUGUCAUCAAUGGAACCCUCUGGCAUUGAACAGUUUUGUGAUGACCCUGAUCCUGGAGGCAAAUCCCAAGAUCAAGAGACAAAAAAACAACAUGAAUCAGAGCAAAAAUUAUCAAAAAUAACCCAUAAUGCUUUGGAGAACAUUAAUGUGAUUGGUCAAGGCUUGAAGCACCUUUUCCAGCAUCAGCGCAGGAGGUCGUCCGUCUCUCCGCAUGAUGUUCAGCAAGCUCAGGCUGAUAUGGAGCCUGAUGUGGAUUUGGAAAGCCAAAGCAUCUGUGCUGAAAUUGAUGGUGUCUCCACCCACCCCACAGCUCUGAACCGGGUGCUUCAGCAGAUCAGAGUGCCACCUAAAAUGAAGAGAGGGACGAGCCUGCACAGCAGGCGGGGCAAGGCAGACGCCCCAAAGGGAAGCCCACAGAUCAACAGGAGGUCUGGCCAAGAUAUUCAGUCAGGUCGGCCCAGAUCGUCUUCAACCACUGAUGCUCCCACAAACUUGGCCAUGAUGGAGAUUGCUUCUUCUAUCUAUGUAGGUGGAGAGGAGGCCACAGCAGCAGCAAUCGAGCGACUGGAAGUCAGCAGCCUCGCACAGACCUCCAAUGCAGUGGCCUCAAGCACUGAUGGCAGCAUCAAUGCAGACUCUGUCGAUGGGACCCCAGAUCCUCAGCGCACAAAAGUGGCUAUCACACACCUGCAGCAGAAGAUACUGAAGUUGACUGAGCAGAUCAAAAUUGAACAAACAGCCCGUGAUGACAAUGUGGCAGAGUACCUGAAACUGGCCAACAAUGCAGACAAGCAGCAAAGUGCCCGCAUUAAGCAAGUGUUUGAGAAGAAAAAUCAAAAGUCAGCCCAGACCAUCUUGCAGCUGCAGAAGAAACUAGAACACUACCAUCGAAAGCUGCGGGAGAUUGAGCAGAAUGGGAUCCCUCGGCAGCCAAAGGAUGUCUUCAGGGAUAUGCAUCAGGGUUUGAAAGAUGUUGGAGCAAAAGUUACUGGCUUCAGUGAGGGAGUAGUAGACAGUGUAAAAGGUGGGCUUUCCAGUUUCUCCCAAGCCACACAUUCAGCAGCAGGAGCUGUGGUUUCCAAACCCCGGGAGAUUGCCUCCCUCAUAAGGAACAAGUUUGGGAGUGCGGACAACAUUGCUAAUCUGAAAGACUCCUUAGAAGAGGGCCAGGAAGAUGGGACAGGAGGCAAGGCUCUAGGUGUUAUUCAAAACUUUCAGUCAAGCCCAAAAUAUGGCAGUGAAGAGGACUGCUCCAGUGCCACAUCAGGUUCAGUGGGAGCCAACAGCACAACAGGGGGGCCUGUGGGAGCUUCCAGCUCCAAAACAAACACUCUGGAUAUGCAGAGCUCAGGGUUUGAUGCAAUAUUGCAUGAGAUUCAAGAAAUUCGAGAGACACAGGCAAGACUGGAAGAAUCAUUUGAGGACCUUAAGGUUCGCUAUCAGAGGGAUUACUCAUUGAUAAUGCAGACUCUGCAGGAGGAGCGGUACAGAUGUGAAAGACUUGAAGAGCAGCUCAAUGACCUGACUGAGCUCCACCAGAAUGAGAUCCUCAAUUUGAAGCAGGAGCUGGCCAGCAUGGAGGAGAAGAUUGCCUACCAGUCUUAUGAGCGAGCCCGGGACAUCCAGGAGGCACUGGAAGCGUGCCAGACCCGCAUCUCCAAGAUGGAGCUGCAGCAACAGCAGCAGCAAGUGGUGCAGCUGGAGGGGCUGGAGAACGCCACAGCCAGGAACCCUGGGAAGUUCAUCAACAUCCUCCUGGCUGUCAUGGCUGUCCUUCUUGUCUUUGUUUCCACUGUGGCCAACUGUGUCGUGCCCCUCAUGAAGACUCGCAAUAGGACGUUCAGCACUUUACUUGUAGUGGUUUUCAUUGCCUUUUUGUGGAAGCACUGGGACGCCCUCACCGGCUACUUGGAACGGUUCUUGUCUCCCCGCAGAUGAUGGCGGCAGGAACCAUGUGCAUUGUCCUCCUCCCGGUGCUCUGGUGAGCAAGAGCAAAGUGGCAAAGAUUAGUCAGCAGCUACUCUGCUGAAGUUUCAAAGUGUCGGAGUGAAUUUGUUUACAUUUAGAAAAAUGUUUUUUCUCUGCGAAAUGCAUUGCAAUAGUAUUUUUUAGAUUUUAUUCAAGAACUCUUUUUUGGCGAGAAUCCUGGAUAAUUUUUAUGUAGCAUGGUUCUCUUUGGAUGCAAAUCUUAAGAUUCUUUAAAGUGUACAAAAGAAAUAAAUAAAAUACAGAAUUUGGAGCAUACCAAUGGGCAAUUUAAAUUAUGGCUUGAACUGCUGUACUAAACCUGUCAGGAAGAAGAGAACGUGAUUAGCGUAAGAGGAGCAAAGCUAAGUCUAGUGCACAGCCUUGAGUGAUGGUACCACAGCAAACCUGUAACACUAAACUUUUACUGUGAAGUCUGCUCACAUUCCAUGUCCAAAUGUAUGCGUUCAGAGUGGUUUCUUUUCUUAACAAGAGAACAACAACAACCAUGUGGAUCUCUUUUGCAGCUCUGCAUCGGGGUUCGCCAUUUGCGCUAGCCUGACUUGCCGUAACUUUUCAUAAGGCUGGCUAACUUUGCUAAGCUUAUGAAGUGGAAGCCUCAUGCCAUACACAGUAACUGCACAGUUGUGCUACAGUAUUUUGAAGUAGUCCUUGAAAUACUUAUCUUUAAGCAGAAGCCCUUGGUUGCACUUUUAAGGUUUUUUUUUAUAUAUGUAUAUUCACAGAUUUAAAAAAAAUCCAAACAGCAUACUUGAAGAGUGUAAUACUCAAACUCUCAGUGCUUCCUUAUUGUUUCUAAUAGGAUUUUUUAUUAUAAUUAUUAUUGUUAUUAUUAUUGGGGGUUUUUUUUUGAA
Messenger RNA from Calypte anna (Anna's hummingbird), 3352 nucleotides. It is a transcript of the gene TMCC1, whose product is annotated as transmembrane and coiled-coil domain family 1. Gene Ontology annotation, biological process: membrane fission; endosome membrane tubulation; endosomal transport. Gene Ontology annotation, cellular component: endomembrane system. The record is from RefSeq and is a predicted model, not a curated record. NCBI's taxonomy places the organism in Eukaryota, Metazoa, Chordata, Aves, Apodiformes, Trochilidae.